Chionomys nivalis (European snow vole) is the source of this 2329-nucleotide messenger RNA. RefSeq lists its product as uncharacterized. The record is from RefSeq and is a predicted model, not a curated record. Lineage: Eukaryota; Metazoa; Chordata; Mammalia; Rodentia; Cricetidae. The transcript has 2 exons. Gene Ontology annotation, biological process: DNA integration. Bases 112 to 1914 code for a protein of 600 amino acids. Gene Ontology annotation, molecular function: nucleic acid binding; RNA-DNA hybrid ribonuclease activity.
UGCGCAAACAGACUAUCACUAGCAUCCCUGCCCCCCCGGAACCCCCGCCAGCUGCGAGAGUUUCUGGGAACAGCGGGAUUCUGCCGCCUCUGGAUCCCAGGGUUUGCCGAAAUGGCUGCACCCUUGUAUCCUCUAACUAAACAGGGGACAAUGUUUGAUUGGGGAGAGGAACAGCAGAGGGCUUUCAAAAACAUUAAGAAAGCCUUACCAGCCUCCCCUGCUUUAGGCCUCCCUGACAUUACCAAACCCUUUGACUUGUUCGUGGAUGAGAGACAGGGUUACGCCAAAGGGGUCCUAACUCAAAAACUGGGCCCUUGGAGGCGUCCUGUAGCUUAUCUCUCAAAGAAACUCGACCCAGUUUCUUCAGGGUGGCCGCCCUGUCUGCGAAUGGUAGCAGCUAUUGCAGUCCUCACUAAAGACGCGGGUAAACUAACCCUGGGCCAGCCACUGACUAUCCUGGCACCCCAUGCGGUGGAAGCCUUGGUCAAGCAGCCUCCAGACCGCUGGCUCUCCAAUGCCCGCAUGACUUACUACCAAGCCCUGCUCCUGAAUGUGGACCGGGUGCAAUUCGGACCUGUGGUCACUCUUAAUCCCGCGACCUUGCUCCCCCUGCCGGAGGACCCGGAACACCACGACUGCCUCCAGAUCCUCGCAGAAACACACGGGACCAGACCGGACCUGACAGAUCAACCCCUCCGAGAUGCUGACUAUACUUGGUAUACGGAUGGCAGCAGUUUCCUGGCAAAUGGGGAACGAAGGGCGGGGGCAGCAGUGACAACAGAGACUGAGAUAAUUUGGGCAGAAGCCCUACCAGCAGGCACCUCCGCCCAGAGAGCUGAACUCAUCGCUCUGACCCAGGCACUCCGGAUGGCAGAAGGUAAGAGACUGAAUGUUUAUACGGAUAGCCGAUAUGCAUUCGCCACGGCUCACAUACAUGGGGAAAUUUAUCGAAGACGAGGGCUGCUGACCUCAGACGAAAAGGAAAUUAAAAACAAACUUGAGAUACUGGCACUCCUAAAAGCCUUAUUUUUGCCCCCAAAAUUAAGUAUUAUGCACUGCCCUGGGCAUCAAAAAGGCCAUAGCCCUGAGGCAAAGGGAAAUAGGCUGGCAGAUAACGCUGCCCGAGAGAUUGCUAUAAAAUCAACCAAGACCUCCCAAGCUCUCCCCUUGACGAACCCGGAAGAGGCCCAAGCCUCCAGUUCACUACUCUAUAGUAAAGAGGACAUUGAUCUUCUAAAGAAGAUGGGGGCUACAUAUGACACCAAAAAGCAACAUUGGGUUCUCAAGGAAAAGAUUGUUAUGCCAACAAAACAUACUUAUAAAAUGAUAGACUACUUGCAUAAAUUGACUCAUCUGGGGCCAAAGAAGAUGAAAAUCUUGCUGGACAGACAGGAGUCAGGCCAAUACCUCCUAAACAGGGACGGAGCCCUGCAAAAAGUGACUGAUGAAUGCCAAGCCUGCGCUCAGGUAAAUGCAGGCAGAACCAAGCUUGGUCCAGGAGUUCGGAUACGGGGACAUCGUCCCGGAGUACAUUGGGAGAUCGACUUUACGGAGGUUAAGCCAGGUCUCUAUGGGUACAGAUACCUCUUGGUGUUCAUAGACACUUUUUCAGGAUGGGUAGAAGCCUUUCCCACCAAAAACGAAACCGCAAAGGUGGUAACCAAAAAGCUCUUGGAAGAAAUAUUUCCCAGGUUCGGAAUGCCUCAAGUCUUAGGCACCGAUAAUGGGCCCGCCUUCGUCUCCCAGGUGUCUACAGAUUGUGCAGAGAGAGGUUUGGAAGCCACUCGCCGCUGCUUACCGAGACCAACUGAACCAGCCGGUGGUACCGCAUCCCUUCCAGAUAGGAAAUACUGUUUGGGUCCGCAGACACCAGACCUAAAACUUGGAACCUCGGUGGAAAGGCCCUUAAACUGACCUUCUGACCCCCAAUGGCACUAAAGGUUGACGGCAUCGCAGCCUGGAUCCACGCCUCACACGUUAAGGCCGCCCAUACAGCUGACAAAAUGGAGCCCGCCGCAACCCCAGCAUGGAGAGCCCAACGCACUCAAAACCCCUUAAAGAUAAGGCUUACCCAUGGGGCCCUUGGAUCAUUAUAUGGGCCCUACUAAACUGGGGAUGGCGACAUUCCCGGGAGAUGACUGCCAUCACCCGGGGUUGGAGGGGGGCGACAUGGGACCAGGAACAAACACUUCUAUGUUUGUCCAGGACAAAACACACAAAAGGGACAUGGAGGGCCAAGGGACGGUUACUGUGCCCAAUGGGGUUGCGAAACGAUGGGGGAGGCUUACUGGAAACCCUCCUCCACCUGGGAUCUAAUCACGCUCAGACG